Danaus chrysippus (African queen) is the source of this 1164-nucleotide messenger RNA. Lineage: Eukaryota; Metazoa; Arthropoda; Insecta; Lepidoptera; Nymphalidae. The record is from the annotation of a GenBank genome assembly.
AUGGCUGAGGAUAUAUUACGUGACUUUCUAACUGUCGUUUUGGAUAAACGAGGCUACUCGCCGAGGAAAGUUGAAAUAAAAAAUAUAACAUCAGGAGGUGCUAACUACACUUCUGCUCUGUUUUUAAUAAAUUUGCAAACGUCAGAUAAAACAUUAAAACUUUUCGCAAAAGUUGCUACGAUGGGCAAAGAGAUGAGAAUAGUAGCGAACGCGGAGAAAUUGUUUAGAACAGAGGAAUUUGUUUACAACAAACUUAUACCUCUUUAUAAUAAUCUCCAGAAGGAUUUAGAUGAAGAACACAAGUUCAUAUUCCCUGAAUUCUACGGCUUUAAUAAUGUUUACGGUAAGGAAACAGUCAUAUUAGAAAAUCUAGUUGAAAGUGGUUAUAAGCCUUACAGUCGUUUUAAAUCCAUGGAUUGGGAUCAUGGCAGAGUAUGUGUGGAGGCUAUAGCACGGUUCCACGCUCUGUCGUUUGCAUUGAGGAAGAGUGAUCCAGAAGGUUUUCAAAAAAUUGCUGAAGACAUGAAGUACACUUUUGAUGAAGAUGCAUUGAAUCAAAGGGUCACAGAUAAAUUCAAAGAAAUGGUGGAGACAUCGUUAAGUGUUCUAGAGGAGGAGCAGUAUCAUGAUAAAAUCAGAGAGUUUUUAUUUGACCCCAAUUUGAUGGAUAAAUAUAACAAGCCUCUCAGCACACCCGUUUUAGUCCACGGUGAUUAUCGAUUAAGCAACAUGUUAUUUAAGGAAAAGGGUCAUGAUUUGAGUGCAGUAAUAAUUGAUUACCAGACUCUUCACACUGGUUGUCCUGUGGCAGAUCUCUUCUACAUCAUAUUUCUGGGCUCAGAUGAAGACUUCCGCCGUCUGUAUUACGACAAACUAAUAAAUCAUUACUAUACGAGUCUGGAAGAAUCUCUCAAGAGGUUGGAUGUGGAUCCUGUAGAAGUGUAUCCCAGAGAGAACUUUGAAAGUGAUAUGAAAGAGUUACUCCCGUACGUACUGCUGACAGCGGUGUCAUCUCUGCCGAUGGUAGUAGUCGAGACUGAAUCUGCUCCCAAAUGGGAUUCUGAUGAAGCUGACUUCUCUAGCUUGAUUCUUGAACCAGGUUCAUUGUACAAGCAACGAUUUACAGGCAUCAUAAACGACUUAGUGAGGUGGGAGGUUAUAUAA